UUGAGCUGGGUACACUAGCAAACCCCGGUACUGUGUGUACCGGGUGGGAGCAUCGGGUCUCCCCGCGUGUCAGUCAGGCUUGCACAGCCAUCCCUGGGUGCCUGGAGGUGGGGCUCUGACUGCACAGCCCCGAGCUGACCCAGCUCGGGACAAACACAGCCAGAGUCACCAGCGUUAUUCUAGGCUCCACUACCCUGCGUUUCGAAAGCACAGAGUGUUGACACCCGUGGCCUGGCACAGUUUCGUGGGACUUCUGCCUGGCGGUUACUUCUGGAAAGCAGCUGAGCGCGACCCAGGCCACACACCAGGUAGCUUGCAAAUGAUUAGAAGAACUGAUUUAUCCUGAGAUCCACCUGGUCACUUCCUGUGAAGCCCAUUACAGUGUCUGCUGUUUGUGGAUAAGAUAGAACAGGGCCGCAGAGAAGACACCUUCCUUGGAGCCGGGAGUCGGGCUCAGGCGGGCGCUUGGGCUGCACUGGAAACAUGGGCUGUGAUCGGAACCGCGGGCUCAUCGCCGGGGCAGUGAUCGGCGCAGUGCUGGCCGUGCUGGGCGGGAUUCUCAUGCCAGUCGGAGACCUGCUGGUGCAGAAGACCAUCAAGAAGGAAGUCGUCCUUGAGGAAGGUACAAUUGCCUUUAAAAACUGGGUUAAAACAGGCACAGAAGUUUACAGACAGUUUUGGAUCUUUGAUGUGCAAAAUCCACAGGACGUGAUAGUGAAAAGCAGCAACAUAAAGGUGAAGCAGAAAGGCCCCUACACCUACAGAGUUCGCUAUCUGGCCAAGGAGAAUGUAACGCAGGACCCCGAGGACCACACGGUCUCUUUCGUGCAGCCCAACGGGGCCAUCUUUGUGCCUUCCAUGUCGGUGGGGUCAGAGAAUGACACCUUCACCGUCCUUAAUCUGGCCGUGGCAGUCGCAGCUCACAUCUACACGAAUUCCUUUGUUCAGUCAGUGCUGAAUUCUCUCAUCAAAAAGUCCAAAUCCUCCAUGUUCCAAACCAGAACCGUGAGGGAGCUGUUGUGGGGAUACAAGGACCCAUUCCUGACUCUGGUUCCGUACCCCGUCCCUACCACUGUCGGCGUGUUCUAUCCCUACAACAACACUGUAGAUGGAGUCUAUAAGGUUUUCAACGGGAAAGACAACAUAAGCAACGUGGCCAUAAUCGACACUUACAAAGGCGGAAAGAAUCUCUCCUAUUGGCAAAGCUAUUGCGACCUGAUAAAUGGCACAGAUGCAGCCUCCUUUCCACCUUUUGUUGAGAAGUCUAGAGUAUUGCAGUUCUUCUCCUCUGACAUUUGCAGGUCAAUCUAUGCUAUAUUUGGAUCUGAAGUUGACCUGAAAGGAAUCCCUGUGUACAGAUUUAUUCUUCCAGCCAAGGCCUUUGCAUCUCCAGUUGAAAAUCCAGACAAUGAUUGUUUCUGCACAGAAAAAGUUAUCUCAAAAAACUGUACAUCAUAUGGCGUGCUGGACAUCAGCAAGUGCAAAGAAGGAAAACCUGUGUACAUUUCACUUCCUCACUUUCUACACGCAAGUCCUGAUGUUUCAGAACCCAUCGAAGGUUUAAACCCAAAUGAAGAAGAGCACAGGACAUACUUGGAUGUUGAACCUAUAACUGGAUUCACUUUACAAUUUGCAAAACGGCUGCAGGUCAACAUAUUGGUUAAGCCAGCAAAAAAAAUUGAAACAUUAAAGAGCCUGAAGAGGAAUUAUAUUGUGCCCAUUCUGUGGCUUAAUGAGACUGGUACUAUUGGCGAGGAGAAAGCAGAAAUGUUCCGAAAGCAAGUGACUGGGAAAAUAAAGCUGCUUGGCCUCAUGGAAAUUGCCUUGCUCAGUGUCGGGGCCGUGAUGUUUGUCUCCUUUAUGAUUUCCUACUGUGCGUGCAGAACGCAGGGCGUGAAAUGAGUGAAGGUGCACCGGAAGUGUAGUGGACGAGUCUACAUUUGUGUACCAGCUAUGUCAAAACCUUUGGUAACACUGAACUAUGAUAUGGAGAUUUAAUAUGCUUUAUUUUUACAAAACACACCUUUUCUUUUAGUUAAAGAAAUGGUGGUGCUCUCUCUAUAUAUAUUUUGCACUAAGCUACAGCACUUUUUAAAGGAUUAAGACGUCAUAAAAAUCCAUACUUUGGACAAAAGUGAACAUUGUUCGUAAAGUUGAGUCGCUUUCAGUUUCUAGCUUGAACCAGUCCUUUAUUUGGUCCUGAUUCGUGGAUUUGUCCUGUGGUGGUGAACUCAGCAGAGGCGUGGAUGUUCUGGACAGACCCUGGGUCUCCGAUCGCUGCUUCCCUCACUGAAGGGCAACCGCAUCACACUUGGACUGUUCCUGUUCAGUUGCUCCUGGAAGACCUCAGGCUGUCACUGCACUGUCCUACCUGAACACAGAUAAUGAGGCAUCGAAUGAUCCAAGACGGAUGAGAGGCUCUGAGCCACCAUCAUGCCCUCUGUCAGUUUCUUUGUGGACCGAACCCUUCAUACAGCAGCAGCAGACACCAUAACCAUUUUUCACUUCCUGACAAUGGCCUCGUACCUUCUGUCACUCAGGCAGAUGGACAUUGUCCUUUGUUCUUUGGCUCCUCCUAUUGUAAAGACUUUGCUGUUUCCAUGUUGUUUAGCUCUCCAGGAAGUCUGAGGAGAGUUGGGUUUCUCUACUCAGUUGCAAUUUACACCAGGCAACCUCCGAAUGCUGUUCUAAUCCAUGAGAUGUAAAAGACGACAAAGGAAUUAUUGUAUGGAGUAUUACAAUGAGUAGUGUGUGCAUAAAAUAUGCUUUUGUAACAUUUCUUGCUUCUAUAUUCACUUCAGAAGGACUGAUUUCAGCCAUUAAAAGAGUUCUUCCUAAGAGUCUGAUG
Messenger RNA from Fukomys damarensis (Damara mole-rat), 2848 nucleotides. It is a transcript of the gene Cd36, whose product is annotated as CD36 molecule. Gene Ontology annotation, biological process: lipoprotein transport; low-density lipoprotein particle clearance; long-chain fatty acid import into cell. The record is from RefSeq and is a predicted model, not a curated record. The transcript has 15 exons. Lineage: Eukaryota; Metazoa; Chordata; Mammalia; Rodentia; Bathyergidae. The coding region runs from base 484 to 1902 and encodes 472 amino acids. Gene Ontology annotation, molecular function: low-density lipoprotein particle receptor activity; scavenger receptor activity; low-density lipoprotein particle binding. Gene Ontology annotation, cellular component: cytoplasm; cell surface; caveola.